Molecule: messenger RNA, 1707 nt
Organism: Rhagoletis pomonella (apple maggot)
Lineage: Eukaryota; Metazoa; Arthropoda; Insecta; Diptera; Tephritidae
Exons: 1
Molecular function (GO): carbohydrate binding
Source: RefSeq, a predicted model, not a curated record
UUAUUUUUUAGAUUUUCCAUCAACUUUGCAAAUGAGGUUAACGAAAAUCCACAGUCUGUCGCUUAUCAAUUCAAAUGGGAUCUAGCUAACAACGUACUAAUCGAGGACUACAAGGAAAAUGACGAAUGGAUGAACUACAAAGAAACGCAGUUCGACACAUUAGAUGGUCGGUUUAAAGCUCACUUAACGCAUACUAAUAAAGCUAUGAUUAAUGAUAGCAUAAGCAAAGGCUUUCUCAACACUAACUCAAUUAUAAACACUACUGACGCAUUUGUAAAUACCAAUUCGUAUUCUCUUUUAGGGCCGGAAUUUGCCCUAGAAUUCGCGUUCCAAGAUGAUGGCAUCUAUGUAUACUCGGUGUAUGAAGAUGGUCGAAAUUAUAUCACACAAUUUCAACCCGAAAGCGAUUUUCAAUACAUUGAAUCGGUACAGGUGUGGGGCGAUGUGGAAAAAAUUACACAAUUAUCAUUCAUAUAUAAUUAAGCGCCACUUGCAAGGGACAAUGUUGCCAUAUCAAAUAAAUGCAUAUUGCAUUGGCAAAAAGCAAUAUCAAUGGAACAUUUGAUCGGCUAUCGGUUUGGAAAAUGUUAGUAAGAUGAGCUAUACUUACAUAGUUUUAAAUUGGCUUGCAUGAGCAACUAAAUAUUAAAUUAUUUAAUACCUAAACUCAUUACCAAGAAAAAAGUAUUAUUUUGGAUUGAUUUCAUGCUUUCGAAUUGUGUUUGUCCAAGAUUUCACACAUUUUACUUAUUUAUUUGCGACUUUCCAUUAAUGGCUAUAUAUUUUUAGUAGUUUCUUAGUUCUUGAUUUGAUAAAUUAGAAAUCACCUAGCAGUAUUGAACCGAAAAGUAUUAAACACCGACACUUACAUAUGUAUUGUAUAUAUUUAACCUAAUCUUAGGCGCAGCUCACGGUUGUAAAGCAGCAAUUACUGGCACUGCAAAGUCUCCCGUCGCAAGUGAAGUACACCGCCCCACCCCGCCCACCAGCACCAUGCCUUGUUAAGAAUUCAAAUUUGUUUACGUUUCUUAGCAUGCGUUAUUGCCGUAAAAUGCACAAGUUUAUCGACAUAUAUUCAUAUUAAUUAACUUGUAUACUUAAGCACCGGCCAUUCGCGCAUUUAAAUUUCCUGCCAUAAUUGACGCUGUUCAGGGGCGUAACGAAAGCCCAACGCUGUAUGCUACAUAUGUAUGUAUGUAUGUAUGUAUGUACACCUGCAUACCUUUAACGCGGCUCUUUUACAACUGGCUAUCAGUUAACUUUCGCAUGCCCACCCGCCCGCCUACAUUAAACCUCGCUGCAAUCUAAGCCUAAGUUAGUGCUAAGUUUAAGCUGUAUGUAUAUAGUAUGCAUUAACAUUUUUAUUUGAUUAACCAACGAUUUGAUUUUUAAAUGCUGCUUAAAAUUUCUAUAUAUACCAAAGAUCAAAUAUAAGCAAAUGAAAUGUGGCUGAUAAAAUUAUACAUACUUUAAAGAUGUAAUUAUGAUGCCUUAAAAUGUUUAAACUGAGUUUACAUUCAACAAAAAUUAUACUCAAAAGCUAAUCAAUUAAACCACUUAAACUUAAAUACGCCUAGUUUAUAGGUUUAAAGUACCAUAAGUAUUUAAAUGCUUUCAAGAUGCCGUUAAGUUGAUAAUACAAAAAACAAAAAAUCUUGCAUGUACUCGGGUAAGUAGAUAUGUAUGUUCAUUUGUUCACCUGAAAAC